UUAUUCCCUCACAUGAGGAUGUGUUGUUGUCAAAUGUCCGCACACGCGGAUCGGACUUGGCUCGGCCAGCGUCCCGAGUAAUUUCCUCAGGUGAGGAUGUAAUGUUGUCAGAUCUCCGCACGAGCGGAAUGGACUUCGAUUCUUCCGCUGUCAAGUUAUUGAAUGAACUCAGCGUAUGUACGUUCGUCACGGAUUCCCCAGCGGAUCGGCCAACACCCAGCGUAGCAGACUUCGCGAGUUGGCAUGCUCGGGUUCGACAGUCAGGCGUACCCAAUUUUAAGUCCGAGCGCAUUCCGGUACCCACCAAGCUACACGUUUCCGCAUGGCGAGGUCUCCUAGAUGGUUUUCAUGACACUGUCUUAUGUGACUUCCUGGAGUUCGGCUUUCCAGUUAAUUACGAGUCAUCCGCACAACCGCGAGUGCCGCGCACCAACCACCCCUCGGCUUUGCAGUACUCCAGUCAUGUGGACAGGUUCAUCAGCACCGAGUUGUCGCACGGAGCAACAAUAGGGCCGUUGUCGCCGGCCACAUUCAGUCCCGGUUUGGUGUGCAAUCCGUUGCAGACGGUUCCGAAGAAAGCCUCUCCGGAUCGUCGCAUCGUAGUGGACUUUAGUUACCCGCCCGGGUCUUCAGUUAACGACGGGAUCCCCACCGGGACCUAUCUCGGUCAGCCGCAUCGGCUUCGCUACCCCUCCAUGGAUGAUUUCAUUGCGUUAGUUGUCAACUGGGCCGGCAGCAGGAUAGUAGUCAUGUGUGACAAUGAAGCAUCGGUUACUGUGUUGAACUCUGGCCGGAGCCGCUCCCCGUUCCUCCAAACCUGCUUACGGAAUCUGUGGCUCUGUGCGGCCGUAGGGCAGUUCGAGCUUCGCGCCAUUCACAUCCCUGGCCUCGAGAAUCGUCUUGCUGAUCACCUCAGUCGCUGGACGUCUUCCAACUACCACCAGAACGAGUUUCUGCGUUUAUCAGCACACAUGCACGUCUGUGAGGUAGAAGUAUCGUUGCAGCACUUCGAUUUACUGACUCAGUUGUAAUUUUACAGGUCAUCACAC
Molecule: messenger RNA, 1049 nt
Organism: Branchiostoma belcheri (Belcher's lancelet)
Lineage: Eukaryota; Metazoa; Chordata; Leptocardii; Amphioxiformes; Branchiostomatidae
Exons: 2
Coding region: 102-1031 (309 amino acids)
Source: RefSeq, a predicted model, not a curated record